AUGCUACCAGGACAGAGCACAACAGUUUGUGGAGCAGUUUACGGAUCCGGAUGGACGACAAGCAGUCCUGAAAUCACGUUCCAACUCCUGGGCAAGACGGUAGACAUCCUCGGGGGUCAUCGAUCGGAUUUAAAACUAAGUCCGUCGAUAGAAAUCUGGCCUCGCAUAGCAGAUCUUCGACAUAGUAACGAAAAAUGCUACCAGGACAGAGCACAACAGUUUGUGGAGCAGUUUACGGAUCCGGAUGGACGACAAGCAGUGUACGAUCAACUGGUUGAGGAGCUGAGGAAACCUGCUCUUGAGCCUGAGAUCACGUUUCAACUCCUGGGCAAGACGGUAGACAUCCUCGGGGGUCAUCGAUCGGAUUUAAAACUAAGUCCAUCGAUAGAAAUCUGUCCUCGCAUAGCAGAUCUUCGACAUAGUAACGAAAAAUGCUACCAGGAGAGAGCACAGCAGUUUCUAGAGCAGUUUACGGAUUCUUGCAUCUUCAUAUUGAGUGGACACAUAGCUUCGAUCCAGUCUGUGGCACUCUCCCCUGACGGCAGAUGCGUUGUCUCGGGGUCGUGCGACCGGACAAUUCGGAUCUGGGAUGCAGAGACGGGGAAGCCAGUGGGAGAACCAUUCCGAGAACACACAGAUGAGAUCAACUCUGUCGCAUUCUCGCCUGACGGCAGGCGCAUAGUCUCUGGGUCAGACGACAAGACAAUUCGGAUCUGGGAUGUGGAGAUGGGGAAGCCAGUGGGAGAGCCAUUACAAGGACACACAGAUUGGAUUGCGUCUGUCGCAUUCUCGCAGUACUUUACAGUGCCCCACCUAUUCCUGCAGGAAUGGGAUCAUUCCAGUGGAAUUCCAGAGGAAUAG
Laccaria bicolor S238N-H82 is the source of this 861-nucleotide messenger RNA. RefSeq lists its product as uncharacterized. Gene Ontology annotation, molecular function: protein binding. The transcript has 5 exons. The record is from RefSeq and is a predicted model, not a curated record. Lineage: Eukaryota; Fungi; Basidiomycota; Agaricomycetes; Agaricales; Hydnangiaceae. The coding region runs from base 1 to 861 and encodes 286 amino acids.